CUCCCGGCCCGGCCCCGCUCCCGGCACGGCGAUGGCGGCCCCGGUGCAGGACAUGGCCGCGGUGCGGGACAGGGCCCCGGUGCGGGACGCGGCCUCGGCCAGCAGCGCGGGCCCGUGGUCGCUGCGGCACCUGCACCUGGACCUGUGCGUGUCGUUCGCGGCCGCAGGCGCGGGGCGGCUGCGCGGGCGCGCCCGGCUGGAGCUGCGCUGCGAGCGGGGCGGCGCGGGCGGCGCGGAGCUGCGGCUGGACGCGCACCCCGCGCUGGCCGUGAGCCGCGCCGCGCUGCUGCCGCCGCCGGGCGGGCCCGGGGACGCGGCCGGGCAGGCGCUGCCCGUGGAGAGCCGGCCCUUCGCCAGCUAUGGCAGCGCCCUGCACAUCACCCUGCCCCAGGCCCCCCGUGCCGGGCAGCUGCUCACCCUCCUCAUCGACUACGAGGCGGGCGAGGGGCCCGGGGUGUGCUGGCUGUCCCCCGAGCAGACGGCAGGGAAGCAGAAGCCCUACAUGUACACACAGGGCCAGGCUGUCCUCAACAGGUCCUUCUUCCCCUGCUUUGACACCCCCUCAGUCAAGUUCACCUAUUCAGCUACCGUGAAGGUCCCUGAGGGCUUCACGGCUGUGAUGAGUGCCACGAGCUGGGAGAAGGAGAAGGAUAACACCUUUGUAUUCAAGAUGUCCCAGCCAAUCCCCUCCUACCUGAUCGCUCUGGUUGUUGGGGACAUCGUGUCUGCUGAUGUUGGCCCAAGGAGCCGUGUCUGGGCUGAGCCCUGCCUGAUUGAGGCUGCCAAGAAGGAGUACGACGGGGUGAUUGAGGAGUUCCUGGUGGUUGGAGAGAAACUCUUUGGACCUUAUGUUUGGGGCAGGUAUGACAUCCUGUUCAUGCCGCCCUCCUUCCCCUUUGGAGGCAUGGAGAACCCCUGCCUCACCUUCGUCACGCCGUGCCUGCUGGCCGGGGACCGCUCCUUGGUGGACGUCAUCAUCCACGAGAUCUCCCACAGCUGGUUUGGCAACUUGGUCACCAAUGCCACGUGGGGCGAGUUCUGGCUGAAUGAGGGCUUCACCAUGUACGCCCAGAGGCGCAUCUCCACCGAGGUCUACGGUUUGCCCUACACCUGCCUGGAGGCUGCCACGGGACGGGCCCUCCUGCGCCAGCACAUGGACGCCACGGGGGAGGAGCACCCGCUCAACAAGCUGCGGGUGGUGAUCGAGCCAGGUGUCAAUCCAGAUGACACGUACAAUGAAACACCCUAUGAGAAGGGCUACUGCUUCGUUAGCUACUUGGCCCAUCUUGUGGGCAACCAGAGCGAGUUUGAUGCCUUCCUCCAGGCCUACGUGAACAGGUUCAAGUUCCAGAGCAUCACUGCAGAUGACUCCCUCGGGUUCUUCCUGGAGUACUUCCCGGAGCUGAAGGCGAAAGGCGUGGACUCCAUCCCAGGGUUUGAAUUUGACCGCUGGCUGAACACGCCGGGCUGGCCGCCCUACCUGCCUGACCUGUCACCCGGGCAGCAGCUGAUGAGGCCGGCAGAUGAGCUGGCAGAGCUCUGGGCAGCUGAUGGCUUGAACAUGGAGGCGAUCGAAGCCGUGGACAUCACGGGCUGGAGGACAUACCAGCUGGUUUAUUUCCUGGAUCAGGUCCUGCAGAAAUCCCCCCUGCCUGAAGGCAAUGUGAAAAGGCUGAGCAAGAUGUACCCCAAGAUCUCCAAGGCCCAGAAUGCUGAGCUGAGACUGCGCUGGUGCCAGAUUGUCCUCAAGAACAACCUGGAGGCUGAGUACAGCAAAGUCAAGGACUUCCUGCACAGUCAGGGCAAGCAGAAGUACACGCUGCCCCUGUACCGCGCCAUGUGGGGCGGCUCCGAGGCCACCCGUGCCCUGGCCAUGGAGACCUUCUCUGCCACGGCCCCCCAGCUCCACGUCAACGUCCAGAACUAUGUCAAGAAGAUCCUGGGCUUGCAGGGGGCUGAGGCUUGAGGCAGACUGGGCUCUGCUCCCUCCGCUGGUGUUCAUGCGGGCAGGAGCUCAGUGCCUCCCUCUCACUGCACAUUUCCUUAUUAAAAUGUGUAAUUUUU
Molecule: messenger RNA, 2064 nt
Organism: Prinia subflava (tawny-flanked prinia)
Lineage: Eukaryota; Metazoa; Chordata; Aves; Passeriformes; Cisticolidae
Gene: RNPEP
Product: arginyl aminopeptidase
Exons: 11
Coding region: 32-1966 (644 amino acids)
Biological process (GO): proteolysis
Molecular function (GO): metalloaminopeptidase activity; zinc ion binding
Source: RefSeq, a predicted model, not a curated record